AUGAAAGUCGAAAAGCUUGAUCCGGUAGAUAGAAUCAUUCUCCAUGUUGAUGAGAUAAAAGAUGCGAAAAAAUUCAAUGCAAUGAACUCAACACCUCAAUGGCCCUUUACAUUAUUAGUCAGUAGUCACACCAAUUCGGGAAAAACUAACGAA
Molecule: messenger RNA, 153 nt
Organism: Dentiscutata erythropus
Lineage: Eukaryota; Fungi; Glomeromycota; Glomeromycetes; Diversisporales; Gigasporaceae
Source: the annotation of a GenBank genome assembly